AUGGUGCCUUCAACCACCUCCCUUAUAGCUUUAGCUUUAGCUAGCAUCUCACCACUUGUAGCUGCAAGUCCCGCUAUCGUAUCUAGAGCCAGUAGCAAUUCGACCAAGAAAUUAGACUUUGAGUUCCCUCUUACACCUAAAAUCAUGCUUAUCUCUUUGUUCGCACCUGAAGAUGUGUGGACUCAAUCACUUGGUUUGACAAAUAACAUCACUUUACCUGGUUUAUCACCUUUAUUCCCUUCAAUAGGAUGCAACGAUGAUGCAUCAAUCUGUCAUAUGACAACCGGUGAAUCAGAGAUAAACGCAGCCUGUUCAACUUCUGCCAUGCUACUGGCAAAAGAAUUCGAUUUCACUUCAACCUAUUUCCUCAUCGGUGGUAUCGCAGGUAUCAAUCCUUACAUGGGUACUACCGGUUCGGUAGGUUUCGCUAGAUACGCCGUUCAGGUGGCUUUGGGAUACGAAAUUGACGCAAGACAAAUUCCAUCUAAUUGGACUACAGGAUAUUGGUUAUUCGGAUCGAGUCAACCAGGUGAACCAGCCACAACCAUAUACGGAACAGAAGUAUAUGAACUGAACACCAACUUGAGAGAAAAAGUAAUGGCAUAUACAAACAACGUUCAAUUGAACGAUACAGAAGAAGCAGCUUCUUAUAGACAAAAAUAUAACUACGCACCUGCUAAUCAACCUCCUCAAAUUUUCAAAGGUGAUGUUGCGACCUCAGAUGUUUAUUUCGCUGGUAAUUUAUUAGAUGAAGCUUUUGGUAAUAUCACUUCUUUAUGGACAAAUGGUACUGGAAAAUACGCUUUAACAGCAGAAGAAGAUAAUGCUAUUUUCGAAGCGAUGGUUAGAUCUCAUAUGGCUAAACAAAUGGAUUUCAGUAGAGUAGUCUUGAUGAGAACUGCAAGUGAUUUCGAUAGAGGAUAUCAAAACUCCGAUGCCGUCACCGCUUUCCAGGCUGAACAAGGUGGUUUCUUACCUGCCAUCGCAAAUAUCAAAAUCGUUUAUCAACCCAUCAUUGAGGGUAUAUUGAAAGAUUGGGAAUCCACUUUCAGUUCAGGUGUCUCACCCCAAGAUCAAUGGCUUUACAAUGCCGAUAUCUUCCAUAAUCUCGUUCAAAGAAAGAGGGAAGUGAGAGAAUUUGAAAGAUCUGUCAAACGUUCUCAAGUCGCAAAAUUCAGAAGAUAG
Molecule: messenger RNA, 1185 nt
Organism: Kwoniella shivajii
Lineage: Eukaryota; Fungi; Basidiomycota; Tremellomycetes; Tremellales; Cryptococcaceae
Exons: 6
Coding region: 1-1185 (394 amino acids)
Biological process (GO): transmembrane transport
Cellular component (GO): endoplasmic reticulum
Source: RefSeq, a predicted model, not a curated record